AUUCGAUCGUGAUCGUACACGCCUGCGUGCUUGGCAACCGUUGUUUACAAAGGCCGCCAUACACUUGCGAAUUUAGUUGUGAUAAACACCACAGAAGAAAAAGAUGUCUGAUUUUGGUUCUGAAGAGGGUGAAGAAGAUCAGGGUCCAUACCUUGGGGAAUAUGAAGGAGGGCGCAAUGAAAAUGAAGAAAGGCAUGGCCAUGGAAAAGCAACAUUACCAAAUACAGAUACAUAUGAAGGAAUGUAUGACUGUGGGAAACGACACGGUCAAGGUGUAUACAGAUUUAAAAAUGGUGCAAGAUACAUCGGAGAGUAUUUGAAAAACAGAAAACAUGGUCAAGGAACAUUUAUUUAUCCAGAUGGCUCAAAAUAUGAAGGAAGCUGGGUAGAUGAUCAAAGAUGUGGAUUUGGUAAAUACUCCUAUGUAAAUGGUGACACAUAUGAAGGAGAAUGGAAGGAUCAUCAGCGACAUGGCCAGGGAACCUACACAUAUGCUGCCACUGGCACAAAAUAUGUAGGCCGAUGGCAAAUUGGGAAACGAGAGGGGCAUGGUGAACUAAUUCAUGCAAAUCACAAAUAUGUCGGAGUGUUCAAAGAUGACAAGCCAAUGGGGAAGGGAAAAUAUGUUUUUGAUAUUGGAUGUGAGCAACACGGGGAAUACAUUCCCAUUGAACAAGAGAAGGAAGACAAAGGUGAUGAUGAGGAGCCCUCAGCAAAUAUUGUCCCUAAAUGGAAAGCAGGUCAAGUUACAGCUAUUCAUCUCAAGACAGAGGAAGAUAUGGAAGAGGAGGAAGAGGCGGCCAAAGAACAGACAGAGGAACCAUCUUCCACUGAACAGCCAGCUGAAUCACAAGAAGAAACAACCGAAGAAAAGAAAGAAAAAACUGAGGAAGGAGAAACGGAAGAGAAGAAAGAGGAGGAAACCAAACAGGAAACCGCCCCCGAGGCUGGGGAGGACACCACCACAGGGGCCGAGGAGGGAGGAAACCAGGAGACGGCCGACCCAGCCCCUGAGGAUCAGGAACAGUCAGCAGAAUAAUUGAAAUUAUUUAAUUUUGUCGUACAUUUACAUUUUGUUACCUAACAUUCUAUAAAAGGAGUGAACGCGAUAACAGGAGAGAAACUUCUUUGUGAUUCAGCAAUCUGAAACUGGAGAUGGUUCUAAAGAAUAUCAAUAAAUUAUACUUUAUAUAUA
Molecule: messenger RNA, 1195 nt
Organism: Magallana angulata
Lineage: Eukaryota; Metazoa; Mollusca; Bivalvia; Ostreida; Ostreidae
Product: radial spoke head 1 homolog
Exons: 7
Coding region: 104-1039 (311 amino acids)
Biological process (GO): spermatid development; axoneme assembly
Cellular component (GO): motile cilium; nucleus
Source: RefSeq, a predicted model, not a curated record